Oryzias melastigma (Indian medaka) is the source of this 1740-nucleotide messenger RNA. It is a transcript of the gene snap47, whose product is annotated as synaptosome associated protein 47. Gene Ontology annotation, biological process: synaptic vesicle fusion to presynaptic active zone membrane; exocytosis; synaptic vesicle priming. Gene Ontology annotation, molecular function: SNAP receptor activity; syntaxin binding. Lineage: Eukaryota; Metazoa; Chordata; Actinopteri; Beloniformes; Adrianichthyidae. The record is from RefSeq and is a predicted model, not a curated record. Gene Ontology annotation, cellular component: SNARE complex; plasma membrane.
AUCCAAAAUGAGUCGGGAUGUUCCCAUCCACAACUGGCCCGGCUCCUACUACAUCAACAGCGAGAAGCGGUGGGAGAACGGCACCCUGUCCCUCACCAGAACUACGCUGCGCUUCGUCUCCAGCCAGAGCGGGGAGAGUCUGGCCAGUUUCCGCCUGUCUCGCAUCAUGGAAGUCAAGAUGGAGUCUUCCAGCUUCAUCUUCAGCACCCUUACCGUGCUGGAGGAGGGCAACAUCAAGCACUGGUUCGGUUCCCUGAAGCCCAACAGGGUUGUAGUCUAUAAUGUGUUGGUGCAUUUCUGGAGAGAGCGCCUGCUUUCGCCUGGUUCUGAGACCCAAGGCGCUGAACCCCAUCCCACCAAAGGCAGAGAGCUCAUCAGUCUGAUGGCUGGGGCCCAGAGAAGACUGGAGGACACAGGUCGAGUCCUCAGCCACCAGGGAGAGCAGUUUGACAGCAUGAUGCAGGGGCUGGAGAAAAUCGACUCGGACUUGGGAGUGGCUGAUAAACUCCUGUCAGAACUCGAGUCUCCCUCGUGGUGGCCUUUCGGAAAGCUUCCCUGGAAGGCCGCACAAGAGGCCAAGGCUGAAGAUGCUGCCAGGGCAGCAGCUGCGGCCUCCUCAAGCGGGACCAAAAACAAGGUGAUCACGAGCAUCCCAGCGGUGGUGUCCAGAGGCGGAGAUUCAGACUUUAAACCCGGAUGUUUCCUGGUGCUGGUGUCCUCCAUGGAAGUACGAGACACCAACUGCCACCUCUUUCACCGAUUUGAACGGAACGAAGUUGACGAAAUCAAGGUGUACAGUCCCUACGAGAUUACCGUUCGACAACGGUUCAUCGGGAAGCCAGAUAUUUGUUACCGGUUUCUUUCUGCCAAAAUGCCAGAAGCUUUGUCGGUGUUGGAGAUGCAGUACAAGAAAAAGAUGGAAUUCACAAAAGAAUUCACAGCAUUCAAAGCAACUCCACUUUCAUCGCCGUGCGAUAAAGAAGGGACCAACUGGAAUGAAGGUUUUCUGCAGAGGUGCCAAGAGACUGAGGUCCCAGUGGAGGUCCCAGCGGGAGAGCUGUCCCAGUUGCAGGUGCAUGUUCUCCAGCCGACUGUGAGUCAGGCUGAGGCCCAAGAGCUCAAGCAGAUGUUGCUGCAGCUGAAGAACCUCGCGCUGGAAGCCGAGUCGGAGCUGGAGCGGCAGGAUGAGGUCCUGGACGUCCUGACGAGCUCGACUGACCGAGCCACCAUGCACAUCGGGAAGCACACGAGUCGCAUAAAGAAGCUGCUGUAGUGCUGAUAUCAAACACACCCUGUUCCAUCGUCGUCCACAUCGGAAGGAGCAGUCAGGAUUUAGGAGAACAGCUCCCGUGCAGGCCGUCCCGCUCAGGUAGAGGCUUAGAAAGAUUUGCAUGAGACUGCAGUCGAGGUACGUUGGUGGCCUGGUUAGUACCAGAGUCACCGGAAUCCUCAGUUCAGGUUGAACUAGUCCAAAUCCAAAAUCAAACCUUGGGUUGUUUGAUCAGACGAUGCUCCGACAUCCUGUUUUCUCCGGUCUCGUGUCCCGAAUUUCCUUCAGCGUUUGCACGUCUCAAUAUAUGGGGUCAAAUCAGGAUCAACUUAAGGUGAACGAAAAAAUAGACUGAACAUUUGAAAAAAAAUGAACUUUUGAAAAUAAGACAUUGUAAAUUUGAAUAAAAAGUAAAAAUUUGAAAAGAAAACUGAAAACUUAAAAGAAAUCUUAAAAAUUUGAAAAAAAAU